AUGGGUUCGUCUGGAGAGCGUAUCCUGGUAGAUGGGAAGGCAGCUGCGGGGGGAGAGUCUAGCGGUCAGGAUCAGAAGAACAGCUACCCGGUUAGACUGACCGUCCAGCUCCUACGAGACCCCCUCCUCAACACUCAUGGAAUCACCCUGACACCUCAGACACCCAUACUGGUGCAGGACAUCACCCCAGCGGGGCCGGCUGAUGGAAGGCUCGUCCCUGGCGACCAGGUCGUAAAGAUUAACAAUGUUGCCGUCGACGACCUGACCCCAGAGCAAGCGGCUGACCUCAUCAGGGAGUGUCAGCACUCUGUGAUGAUAACGGUCCUCAGAAACUCAGCGGGACCCAAGUCUUCCUUCAUCACCCCAGAAAAGAGAGCUAAACUCCGGUCCAACCCGGUCAAAGUUCGCUUUGCUGAGGAGAUUGAGGUCAAUAGUCACUCUCAGGGCAACUCGCUGCUCUUCCUCCCCAACGUUCUAAAGGUGUAUCUGGAGAACGGACAGACUAAGGCCUUCAAGUUUGAACCCAACACCACUGUCAAGGACAUAGUGAUGACCCUGAAGGAGAAACUGUCUCUGUCUCGUAUUGAACACUUCUCUUUGGUUCUGGAACAGAAGUAUAGCAUCAGUAAACUGCUGUUGCUACAUGAAGAGGAGAGGAUACAACAGGUGGUUCAUCAGAAGGAAGUCCAUGACUACAGAUGUCUGUUCAGAGUGUGUUUUAUACCCAGAGAACCUGAGCACCUGUUACAAGACGACCCCACUGCCUUCCAGUACCUCUACCUGCAGGGUAUAAAUGACGUGCUACAGGAGCGUUUUGCAGUGGAGAUGCGUUGCAACACGGCCCUGCGUCUGGCAGCCCUGCACAUACAGGAGAGACUAGCCAGCUGUGGACAGUCACCUCGGACCAAACUCAAGAUCAUCACGAAGAGUUGGGGCAUUGAGAACUUUAUCUCUUCAACCCUCCUGAGGAACAUGAGGGAAAAGGAUCUGAGAAAGGCCAUUGGCUAUCACAUGAAGAAGAGCCAAUCACAGGAGCCAAAGCAGAAGGUUCUGUCGGCCAAUCAGGCGAAGAUUAACUACCUGGAGGAGCUGUGUGACCUCAAGUCCUUUGGCGGGAAGUCCUUCAGCGCCACCAUGAUGCUCCAAGACAGAGAGUCGAUGGUGACCCUGUUGGUGGGGUCGCGGUACGGUAUCAGUCAGGUGGUGAACCACAAACUGAGCAUCAUGACCACCCUCACAGAGUUCAGCAGUAUCACACGCAUAGAGCUGCUACCAGAGUCUGACCGCGUCAGUCUGGUCAAGAUAUAUCUACAGGACAUCAAGCCGAUCACCCUGUUGUUGGAGUCAAUAGCAGCUAAGGAACUGUCCUGUCUGGUGGCAGGGUACUGUCGUGCCCUAGUGGACCCCAGCCUCAUCAUCUUCCCCUGGACACAGGACGGCAAGCAGCACCGCGUGUCUGCUGAGGAGGGUUAUGUGUCGCGGGGUGGCAGUGACUCGGACGAUUCCUCCGACAUGGAUAUGGACACUCUCAUCUCCCUUGUAUCCCAUAACAACAAGCGAACCACAUCAGACCCGGUCGGUCUACGCCGGAUUAUGGAGGAGAGGAAAGAGGAGAGGAAAGAGAGGAAGGAGAGAGAGGAGAGGAAAAAGAAUGAGAAGGGAGAAGGAGAACAAGAGAAAAAUAUGAAAUACGGAACUAUGUCUCCACUGAGAAAAAACAGAAAGAAGGAGAGAAUUGAGGAGAAGGUGGGGGGAGUUGGGGACCAGAGAGAGAAAGACACAAACGCAGGAGGAGAGGUGAACUCUGGGAAACAACGAGGAGCAGAGAACGGAGGAAUGCAGAAAGAUGACAGAGAAAGAGAGGAUGAGAGCACAAAGAAGGAAAGAGAAGGAAAGGAGAGGAAAGCAGAGGAGGAGAGAGGAGGAGGGGAGAGGAAAAGAGAGGAGGAGAGAGGAGGAGGGGAGAGGAAAGGAGAGGAGGAGAGAAGAGGAGGGGAGAGGAAAGGAGAGGAGGAGAGAAGAGGAGGGGAGAGGAAAGGAGAGGAGGAGAGGGAAGGAGGGGAGGUUCGGGAAGCUAUGACAGAAGAGCACCGGUCCGUAUCAGAGGAGGCGUCAGACUCGUGUCGUACUGAUUCUCGUUUCAUGACCAGCAUCUCCAGUGACUCCCUGGAUGCUCUGGAGGAAGAUGACCUGAUCGCCUGCUCUUCCUCCCUCCCUCACCCUCACCCUCCCUUCCGCCUCACAGUGGAGCCCCCUCAUCCCCAGCCUCACCCACGAGAGGGUGCAUCCUCACCCCAAGGAGGGGCAGGAGAGUGGAGAGGAGAAGGAGGUGGAGGGGGGUCAGGAGAUAGGAGAGGUGUAGGAGGAGAGUGGAGAGGAGGUGUAGGAGGAGAGUGUAGAGGAGAGGUAGAAGGAGAGUGGAGAGGAGGGGGAGGAGAGUGCAGAGGAGGGGGAGGAGAGUGCAGAGGAGGGGGAAGAGGGAGGAGAUCGGGCAACGGAGCUUGGGGCAACUCUCACCAUUCUCCCAUGACCCCUGACUCUAUGAACUCUGAACCUGUGACCCCCGUUGUUGACCCCUCUGAGAACCUGAACUACGCUGAGCUCUCUCUCAUGCUGGAGUACCUCCCCAGUCCUCCGGAGGCGAGUGACGAUGAGGAUGAGGAGGAGAAGAGGGAAGAGAGGAGGAGGAGUAAUGAAGGAACUGGACAGGAGGUAUUUUCUGUAUCCGGAUGUCCCCGUUCCUCCUCCUCCUCACUUAUGGACUGUGUGUUUACCUUUGAGCAGAGCGACGCGAGGCAUUACUACAAUAUCUGCCCUAAUGUUACCCCCGACAGCACCCGCAGCCUCACCCACCCUCACCCUGAGACUGAGGAAGAGGAAGAUGGUGGUGAGGAGGAAGAGCAGGGGGGGCUCCUAACCUUGGAGCCCGUGCCCAUCCUCCAGCCGCCUCCAGGGUUCGGAGACAGCAGUUCUGAUGAGGAAUUCUUUGAUGCGAGGGAUCGGAUCGCCUCGCCUGAAGACCCAACAUCAGGGACUGUGUCCAGAGAUUUUUCAGCCGAGAUGACGAGUGGAAUGACGCAGCAAACUGUGAGCCUGAGUGACAUCAGAAUCAGCCUGGCUGAAGGAACGAGGCAUGAAAGAGAGGAGGAGGGUAGAGAGGGCGAGACCAGCGAAGGAGGAGGAGGGAGAGACAUGUUCUCCAGGCUCUCUAGGAAAAGAUCGAAGAAACGGCGUUCCUUCAUGCAGACCGACUUCACCUCAACAGUCUCCUACCCUGGACCGGAUGAAAACCAGGAGCGGAACAGGAACCCAGAUCACGUUCCUGAUCAGUAUCGGGACCGGGCACAGAACCGGAGAGAGAGCUCAGACGAAAGCCAGCAGCUGAGUCUGGACCCAGAACCAUCUGAGCAGAGCCAGAACCCAUGUCCUACUGUCUCCUCUCUGAGCCACGCCGAGGGUGAGGCGUCCCAGCUCGAGUCCAAGCCUAUCCUCGCCAAGCCCAGUCCAGAGGGGUCCCAUCGGGGACCUGGAGAGCCAUGUGUGCUUGGUAACCCAAAGGGAAAUCCACGGGCGCCUGAUACCCCGAAGGGUGACCUCCAUAGGAGCUCCAGGAACAGGCGGCAGUCCAUGGAGACGGAGCCCGACAUGAUGGAGUCCAAAUCGGUCACGGCCCUGGUGACGGCAGCCUCCCUCUCCAUCACGGCUGUCCGCUGUAGAGUAGAACCAGACGGCAAGGAGAGCCCUGAUCGGAGAGGAGACGGGGAGGAGGUGGAGGGAGAGGAGGGGGGUGGAGAAGCAGGGGCAGGACCAUUCACAUGUCACAUGUUUUUGACUGAGAUUAAGGAGGAGGAGGGGCAGAGGGGGGAGGAAACAGGGGAGGAGGGGGAGAGCGACAGAGAGGAGAGACAGCCCUCGCUCAUUUCUGAAGGACCACCCUCUGUUAGGGGGUCCCAAUUUAGUAGACGACCUCUGUGUCUCACGAAAGACGAGGAUCAGGAAGCCUCUUUCGUACCCCAAAUAAGUAUCUCCCAUCCAGGUGUGUAUGGGAGGGACACGGGGGGUGAACAAGACGUGGCUGGUGGUGAGGAGAGCGUGACUCCCCUUUCUGCUCCUCCUCCCCCCACCUCUCCACUGCCACCAUUCCCAGCCCCCUCCAUCCCCCACACAGAGAGAGGAGAGAGGGAUAGCAAGGAUGGGAAUGUUUGGUCUCAACCCAAACUUUUCACACUCUCAGACAGAGAGAAGGACAUUAGCUACUUGACUCAAGUCCAUAGAAAACUCACUAUCAGUCACCAAGACCUGACAAGCCAAAGGAAAGCAGAAAUUGACAAUGAUGAAGCUAUAGAUAGCACUAAUUCUGUUACUGAUAACACUGAUGUUGCUACGGCUAACAUUGCAGCUACAGGCAACAUUCAUUCUGUCAUGGCUAACACUGAGACUACAGUUGACUCUGAUUUAGCCAUUGCUAAUCACAAAGAUACAAACAGCAUCAAAUCUGUACCAGCUAACACUAUAGCUUAUGCGGAUUUUGCUAUGACUAACAAUGAAGCUAAUGCUAUAAUUAAUUCCCUUACAACUAGCAAUGAUUCUACAAGUAAUGCUAACUUAGCUAUGACUAAUGCUAAUUCAGCUAAUGCCAACUCAGCUAUGGCUAACAUUCCCAAAGAGUCUCCCAUAUCACCUACAACAGGCUUCCUCCUCCGGCCUUGCUCACCGGGCAUCAUCGGGCAAAGCCUCUCGGCCUCCACAUUACGGGGGAAGAUCCAGAGCCUGCCCCUCUAUUUAUCUCGCUCCCAGGAAACCCUCACCCUCUCUGGGGUGGGAAGCCCCAUCAGGAGCCCCUCUCCGGAGACCACCAGCAACAAGACUGAGGUAAUGGUCACCACCGAAACCACCAAGUACGACGAUGUCACAAAGGUGGCAACAGGGGAGGAUUUGAAAGAUUCCGGGGUGGCGUUGGUAGAAUCGGAUGAUUCUGAGGUUACGCUGACAGAAUCGGAGGUUGGCGAGGUUGUUGUGGAGACGGCCGGGGCGGAAAUCACGAGGUUGACGGUUUCAGAGGUCAAGGAGGUGAUCGAGAAGGUUGUGAUGGUCUACGGAUCCUCCCUUCCUCCCCCUUUAGCACCCAUCUCUCUAGAGUCCAAACCAGAUCCCAAAAUGGUUGUCAAGUUGCCUACCUGUCCCAUUGCUACAGUGGAAACUGCCCCUCCUAUGGCUCCAGCACCUAUCUGUCUGGAGCCCAAACCAGUCCCUGAACUACUCUCCCCAGGCUCCACUAUCCACAAAAUGGCCACUCCAUUACCUUCCUGUCCUUCCUUUCCCGUGCCCAUACGCGUAGAGCCCAAACCAGACCAUGAACCACUAUCCAUACGCUCCAAAAUGGCCGCCUUGUCGUCUUCUUAUCCCCCUGCUUUAGUGGUAACCACAGAGAGUCUGAAUUCUUCUUCUUCUAAUCCUCACCCCAUCAGAGUAGAACCCAAGCCAGAGCCUUGCCCCGAACCCCUUUCAGGCCCUAAAAUGUCUGCUCCGUUGUCUUCCUGCCCCUCUGCUUUAGUGGUGACCACACAGAGUCUGAACGGACCGGGGCUCAGCUUCCCUGGUUCUAACAUGAGAGGACAGCCAUUUGGGAGCAACAGCUUCUGUAGACCCCCAGGUGAGGAGGCAGGCCUGCUGAACACUCUGACUACAGGGUGUGGGGUCUUCACCUCCACCUGUGAGACCCAGCCCAACCAGGCCCACAUGGAAUCCUAUUCGCAGGCAAAGCCUGACUUUGGGUGUAGCUCGGUGCUGGCGUCAGGGUGCGAGACGGUCCUGGAGGGGGUGCAGACGCCCCUGGAGGCAUGCAGGUGUCCACCACCACUGGUGUAUACCAACUGUUUCAGCGGGGGUGACAGCUUCGACGAUGAGUUGACAGUUUACGAGUUCUCCUGCCGGACAAGUUCUCCUCCCGCCUCCCAACCCUCUUCCUCUGCGCUGGCCCUACCUCUCACGACCUCUCCUCCUCUCUCCUCUUUCCUCUCCUCCUCCCCUCCCUCCUCCCUCCUCUCUCCCUCCUUCCCUCGCUCCGUCCUGCCCCCAUCCUCCUCCAUGGAGCUCUCACCACUCCUCUCCCCGCUCCUUUCCCCGUCCAACUGCUUCUUGUCCCAGUCAAGUCUCCAUGAUGAUAUCAGCCGACUACGCCACCGCCGCUUCCCACCGCCCCCCGCAGGGUUCCAGACCAUCCGGAGCGACGUGGACGAGCUUCUCACCCUCCUGCAGGGGGGGAGGAUGGGGAGCAGAGGGGGGAGGCACCCCAGGGAGACCUGCGCCACCCACUUCUCAGAGAACAAGCGUCUUCUCCACGGGGAGGCCCGGAGGCUGAUGGCUGGCUGUCAGAAGGUGGUCCGGGUGGGGCAGACUCCAGACGAGAUGCUCUUCUCCCUCUCCGACAGCUUCAGGACCCUGGUGGGCAUGGCCGGCAUGUGCCUAUGGUUCUCUGGGUGCGACCGGUGCGACCGGAGGAAUGCCGAGGCACUGGCGGGGCUGGCGGACGUGGCCAGAACGUACCGGGAGUUUGUGCUGGCGGCGGAGAGGGCGAGCGGGAGGCGUAGCUGUCAUGACCUCAGCACCAAGCUCCUUGCCAAGCAGUGUACCGCCCUCACUGCUUCUGUCUUCUGCCUCACACAGCUGUUCCGCACACUCACCGCGCUCUGAACUGAACCAACGAUCUCUGACCCCUAUAACAACAUGUCGGUUGACCUUUCAAUUCUGACCUCUAGACCCACUACACAGGGUUGCCAGCCAAUCAGUCAGUCACCAGGCUGACUGGGGAAUGAAUGUGUGAACUGCAACAGGUCCACGUAGCGACCAAAAAAAAAGUAGAAGCACAAUUGAAAGGAGAGAGAGAUGAGACAAGACGGGAUGAAACAAGACAGUUCUAGUGUCCUGUGACAUCAUGGAGAGCCUCUGUGGCAUCAUAAAUAAGGAACCUCUAUGACAUCACAAAGUGCCUGUGUGACAUCACAGAGAACAUGUGACACGCUGGAAGACAUAAAAGUGAUGUCAUAACAGGUCCCAAAUGACUGUUCAGCUUUUUUAACCGUAACCUACAGUACACUGUGCUGAAACCACACGAGGGACAAACUGGACAUACGUAGCAUCAUCACCACACUGCAAGAAGCCUCACGCAAUGACAAUCUCCGGACUCAAAGCCGACCUGCUUUAAUAGAGUAUUUAAGUAACUAUUAUAUUUGAAUGUCAAUUAUUUAUUUGUUUUCAUUCAUUAUUUAUUUGUUUUCAUUCAUUAUUUAUUUGUUUUCAUUCAUUAUUUAUUUGUUUUCAUUCAUUAUUUAUUUGUUUUCAUUCAUUAUUUAUUUGUUUUCAUUCAUUAUUUAUUUGUUUUCAUUCAUUAUUAUUUGUUUUGAUGUAUUAUUUAUUUGUGAUGUUAUCACUUUGAUUAUUGAUUCUGUAUGGUAUUGGUGUGGGGUGUGAGAAAGAGGAAUGUGGAGGGGUGUGUUUACAGAAAAGAGGAUCUAUGUAUCUACACAAACACUCCAGAGUUGGCUGAAAGGUACAGGCAUGUUGAUUGUGUUAUUAUUUGGCUGAUCAGUCAGUGGAAGGUUUGAUUUGAUACUUCUAAUACUUUUAAUACAGAUUUCUGACAACUACAGAUACUCUGUCUCUCUCUCUCUCUGUCUCUCUCCCUCUGUCUCUUCCUCUCUGUCUCUCCCUCUCUGUCUCUCUCCCUCUGUCUCUCCCUCUCUGUCUCUCUCCCUCUGUCUCUCCCUCUC
This is a messenger RNA of Oncorhynchus mykiss (rainbow trout), 7769 nucleotides long. The record is from RefSeq and is a predicted model, not a curated record. NCBI's taxonomy places the organism in Eukaryota, Metazoa, Chordata, Actinopteri, Salmoniformes, Salmonidae.